Molecule: messenger RNA, 528 nt
Organism: Peronospora matthiolae
Lineage: Eukaryota; Oomycota; Peronosporomycetes; Peronosporales; Peronosporaceae
Source: the annotation of a GenBank genome assembly
AUGACCAAGUUCGAGAUGGAUAUGAGUGAAUCUUCGAUGGCUCCAGCAGUUUCGCUGGAGCAUGCAGAUUUUCCCCAUCUCACUACGGUAGAAUGGCAGGCAUUACACCGCCUCGCGGCGGUGUCUGGUGAAAUCUUCGUGACGUCGCUGCUGAGCACAGCGACGCCCGAACAACACCGUGCCGCCAUUCAAGACUACAUGGUGCGCGAGCUCGCCGAAGCGAACCGGCGAGUACAUACUCCCUCGCGCCCCUCCCAUUACGAUGCAAUUAAAAUGGAGACGUCGACAUACUCUGGUGAUGGUCCAGAUCGUCUCCCCCUUAAUCGCUGGUUUAGGGAGAUUGAUAUCGCCAUAGCGUCAAGGUUGAUUGACGCUCCGACGGCCAAGGUUAAUUUCCUACUGUCUCGGCUUGUUGGUAAAGCCAAAGAAUGGGCUCUUGGGAAGCUCGUUGUAAACGAGUUGGCAUUCCCCCACGCUGGACGAUAUCCAGCGCGACUUACGACUGGCGUUCGAGCCCCCUCAAGAUGA